Molecule: messenger RNA, 2611 nt
Organism: Oryctolagus cuniculus (rabbit)
Lineage: Eukaryota; Metazoa; Chordata; Mammalia; Lagomorpha; Leporidae
Source: RefSeq, a predicted model, not a curated record
GACGAGACCCUCAAGGGGAGCUUCCUUUCGGCGGCCAUGAUGCUGGCGAGAUCCCUCAGGCAGGAGCCGGGCACCCAGAACUACCGGUUCUCUCAGAUCCCGGAGCUGGUCCAGUGUCUGCUGUGCGUCCUGCAGCAGGAGCCCAACUUCCCGGGGUCGGUCUUCCGGCAGAAGGCAAUCCUGGUCAUUGCGGAGCUGAGCAAGCUGCGGCCCCACCUGAAGCCCCUGGUGAAGGCCAGGGUCCUGCACGUGUGUUUCAGAAGCGUGUUCGAGCUUCCGCCCGCGGACCCGCAGGCGGCCCCGGAAGUCACGACUCUGUACAAGGAGACCCUGUGCGCUCUCCACCUGCUCCUCCGCACCUUCCUCAGCGAGGACAUGGGCGUGAACGAGGUCUGCUUCCUGCUGCAGCACACAGAGCCCUGGCUGAGAUCGGACAGGAGCCACGAGCGCCAGCGCGUGGUGCAGUGCAUCUUCCGGCUCCUGCAGUACGUGGUGGACUCCCUGAAGUUCGCCGUGAGUGCGCUGCACUCUGGCCUCGGGGAGGACAGUGGCCAGGAAGGGGCCAUGCCCUCUGCGCUGGGCCACCACGUCGGCCUGCUGACCCUGCUGUGGCGCGACAAGGAGGAGACGACCCGGAAGUACUCCCAGCAGUGCGUGACCCUCCUGCUGCAGCUCACUGUCCUGCAGAGGGCAGGGAGGAUGGCGGUGUCCAUGCGUCUCAGUAAACUGAAGCAAAGUGAAAUUCGGGCGAGCAGAGACUGGGAGGUGAAACUCUACAGCGCCGUGAAGGCCUUCGAGCGGGACCUGACCGUGGCCCAGCACACGCAGCUGGUGCUGACGCUGCUGCCGGGCCUGUGCAGCCACAGCCGCCUGAGCUGCGACCUGGCCUCCAAGCUCCUCCUGCUGAUGUUCGAGGGGCCGGGACUCAAGCCGGAGCAGGUGGUGGAGGUCCUGCAGAGCCUGUUCCAGCAGCUGCCCCACAUCCCACUGCCGCACGUGCAGCAGGACGCGAUGAGGGCCGUGACGGUUCUGGGCACCCAGCACCCACAGGAGACGGUCGAGGUGGUGCUGUCCCUGUGCCACCCCUCGGAGAGGAGGACCUUGCCCCUGUGGAAGGCCCUGGCCACCAACCACCAGCUGGCCUGCAAGGUCAUAACUCUGCUCUACGUGAAGCUCAAGUUGCGCCCCCCCCGGGGGCUCACCCGACCCAGCUCCCAGACCCAGCUCAUCUCCCUGCUGGCCCUGGGCACCAUCUAUGAGCUCCUGUACACCCAGGAGUACAGGCAGACCAUCCACUGGGCCUUCGCGGGCAUCCUCCUGGGGCUGCUCACGCAGCUGCACUACCUGUUCGAGCUGGGUGUGGUGGAGGAUGUGGCUGACUACCAGGAGGACAUCCUGGACAGCAAGCCCCUCAGCCCCUUCAGGACGUGCCUGGAGGCCGUGAAGGGCCUCUUCUGGACCACCAGCUACUGGGAGGUCUUCGCCUACAUCCAGCUGCUGCAGGGCUGGGCGCUCCUGGAGCGCCCGGACACCUACGGGGAGGGAGUGAGUCUCCUGGCCAGGGCCAUGGUGCAGUAUGACUGCGAGGUCAAGGCUGUCCUGGGGCAGGCGGUCAUCUCCCUGAAGAGCAUGGAGGAGCGAGACAACGUGGUGGCCAUCCUCCUCCUCACGGAGUUUCUCAACAGUGCGGAGGUCUUCCAGCAGGCAUCCCGGAAGAAGAUGGACACCCUGCUGAACCUGGGCCUGGGCCACUGCAACCAGCUGGUGCGGGCCAUGAGCCUCAAGGGCCUCAGCAGCACCACCAUGCACCCCAAAAAGGUGUUCCUGCUGCGGAACCGGCUGGCCGGGCUGCUGGACAGCUUCCUGCGGCCGGACACCAAGGACCUCUUAGGCCUGAUGGGGAUCCUGGGCGACAUCCUGCACCGCCUGGGCCUGCAGGGCGCCGGCUCCGCCAGCAUCAAACUCGCCCAGCACCUGCUGUCCUUGUUCGAGGAUGAGCGGGAGGAGGUGCGCAGCGCGGCCAUCUUCCUGUUUGGAGAUGUCAUAGACAGCGGCAGCAGGAAGUUCCGGCAGGCGUUCAAGACCCUCGCCUUCCAGGCCGUGGUGCCCCUGCUCUUGCACAUGGCUGACCCCUGCCCCGCCGUGGUCACGAAGUCCAAGUCCACCCUCCUGCGCUGCGCCCUCCUGCUCAAGUGGGAGUUCCGGAAGGAGCUGUUUGGCAAGCUGGCGUGGGGCCGCGGCCCGGGGGCCGAGAACGACAUUUUUGUCUACAUGGUGGAGAGCAACUUCGGCAAGUACCCCCAGUUCCUGCUGCAGGCCCUGGUCUACCUGAAGAGCCCACACAGGCCCCUGAAGCUGGCCGCCAUGAAGUUCAUCGGGGCCCUGCUGCAGGACUACUUCCCAGAGCUCUGCUUCUACCUGAGAAAGGGCGACCUGCCCGUCAUCAAGAGAUACUUGGAGCCGCUGGAGCAGGACCCCGACGCGGCGUGCCGCAGGUUCUACCGGAACUUCGUGGAGGACAUCACGGAGCUGUCCCGCAGCGUGACCUGAGCCCGGCCGGCUGCCGAGUGCCUUUUUAGUCUAUUAAAUGCGGACAGAGUUCCGCUGCCUC